ACAGUUUUGUUUUGGUUUGUUGGAGCUACUUUUCUGAUGUGUGUCUGUGAUUUAGCUGCAUUUAGCUAAAACUGACAAUACACAAAAUGCUGACGGCGGAGGAAUUUUCGCACUUCCCGCUCCAAAUGUGGGAGAGAGUGCUGUCGAAGGUAAAGAAAGCUGUUGUUUUUAUGGAUGACAAGUGUGCAGAGGCUCUCCACUGGAACGGUGGGGCUGCCGCCUUGUUUGAGGCUGGAGCCAGAAAUUUAAAACAGUUUUCUAGCUUCGAAGCCUGCGGUGCGAAUGAGCCAAAGGCGGUGUUUGUGGUGAGCACCCUGUUGAAAGGGACGACGGUCGACAUCAUGAAAGACAUCAUAGCCCUCAGUCACUUCCAGUACUGUGUUGUCUUCACCACUGUGUCUCACUCUGUUCACCUCCUCGCUAACAAUGUCACCACAGAAAUGGAAGGGAACCCUGUGUUUGAGCAGUUUGAAGAGAAGCUUUGCGAGUGGAUGGGAAACAUGAACUACACGGCUGAAGUCAUGCAUGUCCCGGUGGUCUUCGCCCCUGUGUCACAGCAGCUGUUCCUCACACCCACCUUUGCACACCUGUUCCCCCUGCUCUUACCUGACCUGGAGGUAAUAAAUGCAAAACGGCCAGAGAAGAAGAGAUUUGGAAGCCUGAUAGACCUAGACAUACACUCCCUCCCUGCUGAACUGCAGAUUGAAAUAAAAUCGUUGGCUUCAGCUUUAAAUUCAAUGUUUGAAGCCACAGGGACCAGGGAGGAGAGCUUUGCUGUGGGUCCCAUGAGCCGGAUCAUAGCAGGGGAACUGGCCAGUCACCCUCAAGCUAAAAACAGAAGGAAAACCGCCCCUAAUAAAGCAUCGAUCAUCUUUGUGGACCGAACAAUGGACCUUACAGGAGCUGUCGGUCACCAUGGCGACAAUCUGGUGGAGAAGAUUUUGACUGUGCUCAAACCCUUACCUGGUCAUGUGACAGAUGUACAGGUGGACAUGCUAGAGCUCACGAGUGUGCAGCGCACCCCUGACUCCCAAACCACCGUGGCCCCUGGCUGCCUUGCACAGCCCCAGUCAUCAGCAGCGCGGUCGCUGUGGGAGGCCAUGCUGACCAGUAAGCAUAAAGAGGGAGUGAUGGAGGUCAGACGGCAACUGGUGGAAGCAGCCAGCAAGGAGAAACUGCCAAUCAAGAUGAGCAUGGGCCGUGUGACCCCCGAGCAGCUGUGCACCUACAUGAAGCUGUUUCGGAGCAACUGGGGAGCGCUAGAGAGUCACUGCGGGGUGCUCCAGCUGGGCCUGGCCACGGCCCAAACUCUCCGCCACCCCUGCCUUCCCCGCUGGGACGCCUGCCUGGCCUUCGAGAGGUUGCUGCUGCAGGCUCUUGGAGACUCUGAUUUCCUCGGUGUGCUGAAGCAGCUGCUGCCCUUGAUGAAGCCCCGUGGAGGUGAGGACAGCGUGGCCUCCGGGUCGAGGUUUGGGAAGGAGGAGUGCGGGCCCGAUGAGCUGAUCCUCCUGCUGGUCUACCUGUACUCCCUCGCUGAUGAGGCGCAGCCCGCCGACCGCGACGCCGAGGAGGACGAGGAGGAGCUGGAGAAGUUGGAGAGGGAGCUGAUAGGAACUCUCACCCUAGUCAUCACCCAAGAGACAGAACUCAGCCCCCUGCUGCAGAAACUCACAGGUUGUGCAAAUCUCGAGGAGCUGACCACAGAGCGAGUCCACACCGCAGUGGAGGAGAUGUUCGAGACCCUCCGAGGUUUGAACCACACUAGAGACCACCUCAAGCAACUUCGCUCCGUCUACACCGCCAGUGACGGAGUCCACCAGGCUACCUACCGUCCUUUCCUGAGGCAGAUAUUGGAGGAGGUCUUCCACCCCGACAGACACGAAUGCCCCGACAUCGAGCACAUGUCUGGAGGCCUCACCGACCUGCUCAAGACCGGCUUCAGCAUGUUUAUGAAGGUCAGUCGUCCACAUCCCAGCGACAACCCUCUGCUCUUCCUCUUCCUGGUCGGUGGAGUCACGCCCUCAGAGCUCCGGCUCAUUAAGGAGAUUGUUACCACGCACAAACCAGGCACCCAGGUGCUGGUUCUGUCCACCAGACUGCUGAGGCCAACGGAUAUCCCCGACCUGCUCUUCACCUCCCAGAGGCUGGUGCCCAAUAUCGGUGUCUGAGUCCAGCACGUGGGAACGCACACGUGUAGGGACACAUGGGUCUCAACACCUCAUCGCGUGUGAGUCAGGCUGGAUGAGUAAAAUUCUCUGUUAAAAGCCGCAAAUGGAGAUCAUGGAGACUACAAAAAUCAUUUGAGAGACAUAUUGAUGAAACAUUCCUCUGUAUAUGUGUGUGUGUGUGGGUGUGUGGAUUUGUUUUGUUGGAUUUAAUUCUAAAGUGCAAAAGAAUAAUUUAAUUAUCACUAUUGGGCUUAUUUUUCUUGGAGGCCAAUUUUUAUGUUGGACUGAUAAUGUCUCUCUUAUUCUGCCAAACAGAAGUCAAAAUCAAAAGUUGCUUUGUAGUUUUUGCAACAUGUGUAGAACUACGACAAACGUUUCAGACCACCCCUUGAAUCAAAUCUUAAUAAAAUCAUCAUCUUUUCA
Molecule: messenger RNA, 2591 nt
Organism: Scomber japonicus (chub mackerel)
Lineage: Eukaryota; Metazoa; Chordata; Actinopteri; Scombriformes; Scombridae
Gene: scfd2
Product: sec1 family domain containing 2
Exons: 9
Coding region: 87-2168 (693 amino acids)
Biological process (GO): vesicle-mediated transport; intracellular protein transport
Source: RefSeq, a predicted model, not a curated record